AUGGCUUGUAAAUCAUUCUUCAGACGCCAUGGACUUAAGAAUAAGCCAUUGUAUUGUCCAUCAAAUGGUAAUUGCAUUAUAACUCCAUUGACAAGAAGUAUAUGUCAAAAAUGUCGACUCGAGAAGUGUUUAGCCGUCGGAAUGAUAAAAGAAUUGAUUAGAAAGAAAGACAUUUUGGAUGAGUUACUAAACAAUUCAAGUGAUGUUAAUUUGAGUGAUAUUACAGACAUUGGAAACAGUAUUACAAACAUUAAAUUAGAGAAGGAUUUGCUGAAAAUAAAUGAAAACAACAAAAACACGUCAAUUGUUCCCAUGUUUAGGGAAAUCACGGAUUAUAACGGUUUGAAUGAAUUGGAAAACAAUAGGAUAUCGGAGCUGACGAGCGCUGCCGUUCAAGAGAGUUUAAUAAUGGACAUGGUCAAUUUCACUAAAUCUCUGUCCGGAUUCAAUACUAUAUGCAUUGAGGAUAGGGUGGCGCUAUUGAAGUACGGCUCCAAUGAGUUGCUCUCUUUAUUGGGCUUUAAGUUUUACGACAAAUUAACCGACAAUUUCUAUUUCCCAUUAGAUGAUGAAAGUUGUAUUCAGAUCAGUAUGGACGUUUUACAAUCUACUCAUACUAAAAAUGGUCAACUAAUGAAAUCAACUAUGCUAAAAUUAUUGUCCGAAUGGAAUUACGAUGAUUGUAUUACAAUGAACCUGUUAAUGGCAAUAAUAUUCUAUAACCCGAAUCGACCGAAUAUAUUGCAUAAAAAAAGUGUUAAACUCGAACAACAACUGUAUAUAUAUUUACUGCAAAGAUAUCUACUAUUGAAAUAUCGGUCAGAAUCGGAAUCGAGACUAAAACUACAAAACUAA
Molecule: messenger RNA, 855 nt
Organism: Medioppia subpectinata
Lineage: Eukaryota; Metazoa; Arthropoda; Arachnida; Sarcoptiformes; Oppiidae
Source: the annotation of a GenBank genome assembly